Molecule: messenger RNA, 1493 nt
Organism: Arabidopsis lyrata subsp. lyrata
Lineage: Eukaryota; Viridiplantae; Streptophyta; Magnoliopsida; Brassicales; Brassicaceae
Product: transcription factor TCP13
Exons: 2
Coding region: 271-1347 (358 amino acids)
Cellular component (GO): nucleus
Molecular function (GO): sequence-specific DNA binding; DNA-binding transcription factor activity
Source: RefSeq, a predicted model, not a curated record
UUAUGAUAUUGGUAGGGCUCUCAUAUUCACUUCCAAAAGCAUCUUCUUCUUUCUAAUUUUCUUUUUCUUUUCUUUUUUUUUUUUAAUUUUCAUUGUUACUUUUGAAAAGAAAAAUCGAAUCACAUACUUUCUUCUCUCUUAUUUCUCAUUCUUCUUCUUCAUCAUAUUACUCACUUUAUAGAACAGCAAAACCCUAGAUUUGCUGUUCAAGCUCAAGACCGUACAAACUUUGGAGCUCUAGUAGAUAUAAAGAUCUCGAGUAUAAGCAUUAUGAAUAUCGUCUCUUGGAAAGAUGCAAACGACGAAGUUUCAGGCGGCACUACCAGAAGACGUGAAGGAGAAGUAGAAGAAGAUCAAGAAGAAGCCCAAGUCAGAGCCACCAGUGGCAAAACCGUAAUUAAAAAGCCACCAACCUCGAUCUCUUCUUCUUCUUCUUCUUCGUCGUGGAUGAAAUCGAAGGAUCCGAGGAUUGUUAGGGUUUCACGCGCCUUUGGAGGCAAAGACCGUCACAGCAAAGUGUGUACGUUACGUGGGUUACGUGACAGACGCGUGAGAUUAUCAGUCCCAACGGCUAUUCAGCUCUACGAUCUUCAAGAACGGCUCGGUGUUGACCAGCCUAGCAAAGCCGUUGACUGGUUGCUUGAUGCAGCUAAAGAGGAGAUCGACGAGCUCCCUCCGUUACCUAUCUCGCCGGAAAAUUUCAGCAUCUUCAACCAUCAUCACUCCUUCUUGAAUCUUGGUCAAAGGCCGGGUCAAGAUCCGACCCAACUCGGGUUUAAAAUCAAUGGAUGUGUAGAAGAGUCUACUACUACUAGCCGUGAAGCAAACAAUAAAGAGAAAGGAGAAAACGAUGUCGUUUUCACAAACAAUCAUCAUGUUGGGUCUUAUGGAACUUAUCACAACAUGGAACACCAUCAUCAUCAUCACCAACAUUUGAGUUUACAGGCGGAUUAUCAUAAUCAUCAACAUCAACUACAUAGUCUUGUCCCAUUUCCAUCACAAAUUUUGGUAUGUCCAAUGACGACAUCAACAACAGCAACUAUACAAUCUUUGUUUCCAUCAUCGCCGUCAGCUGGUUCAGGAACUAUGGAGACAUUAGAUCUGAGGCAAAUGGUGAGCCAUUUUCAAAUGCCAUUAAUGGGUAAUUCUUCAUCUUCGUCAUCCCAAAACAUUUCCACAUUAUAUUCAUUGUUACAUGGUAGUAAUAGCAACAAUGGUGGUAGAGACAUCAAUAAUCGGAUGUCGUCGGUCCAAUUCAACCGAGCUAAUAGCACUACAACGGCUAAUAUGUCGAGGCAUCUAGGCUCGGAGAGUAGUACAAGUAGAGGAAGUGAUCACCAUAUGUGAAAUUAGAUUAUUGAAACAAUAUAAUUGAUGUUUGAUGUGUUCACAAGUAUGGGGACACAAAAAAAAAAAAAGGUAAUUAGUACUGUACUAUUUUUUGGUGAUAUAUUUUUAUAUACAAAUUAAUGUUAUAAAUUGGUUUAUUAAUU